Molecule: messenger RNA, 327 nt
Organism: Dibothriocephalus latus
Lineage: Eukaryota; Metazoa; Platyhelminthes; Cestoda; Diphyllobothriidea; Diphyllobothriidae
Source: the annotation of a GenBank genome assembly
CUGACCUUUGGCAUAGCGGCUCAUUACAUCAGCAUCUUCCAGGAUACCAAUCCCUACCCAACGAGCGAAAUGAUAAGCAGAGGCUACGCCAAAUCGCUCAUCGCUUCGGUAGUUGUUGCGGCCGCGUCCGGUGUCAGUAUCUCCUUUGCCAUUCUCUCAAACAGCUUGGCCGCCAUGAUCGGCAACGCCAUUUCCCUAUCUCUUCUCCCUCCGGCUGUGAAUUGUGGUCAAUUUUUCCUGCUCUCUGUGCUGGCACUCUUGGACCGACCCUACGUCAUGGUAAGUCUCAUUCUUCGAGUUUUUCUACAAGUAGAUACGUAUGGUUAA